Messenger RNA from Pecten maximus, 1577 nucleotides. Its product is annotated as homeotic protein empty spiracles-like. Gene Ontology annotation, molecular function: DNA-binding transcription factor activity, RNA polymerase II-specific; DNA binding. The record is from RefSeq and is a predicted model, not a curated record. The transcript is spliced from 3 exons. NCBI's taxonomy places the organism in Eukaryota, Metazoa, Mollusca, Bivalvia, Pectinida, Pectinidae. Gene Ontology annotation, biological process: brain development; central nervous system development; regulation of DNA-templated transcription. Bases 309 to 1214 code for a protein of 301 amino acids.
AUUCGUAUCAAAUAAAUUGACAUGCACAGCAGAAUUGGAGAAAAUAUUUUAAAGGACGCAAACGUGUUGGUGUCAUGUUGUUAGUUUGUAAAUGUGACCAGCGUAAAGGAGACUUUGAUAACAUAAGUGUUCAUGUAUUCGAAUAUACAAGAAGCCAACAGAAGCUACGCUUGUGCUGUUAUGAUAAAGGUACACUCAUAAUUGAAUUACAGCAUUACAAUGCAUGGUAGACUCAAGGAAAAAAACUAUUUUCCUACCAUUUGUAGUGUCUUGUCCAUUUUGUUAGUAUUUGUUAUAAAUAACCAACAAUGAUUGCUACCGGAGUAACAACUAAACGCCCCCACGGAUUUAGUAUUGACUCUCUGCUUGGACGUGGAUCACCGAGAGAAAAGGAUGAUACUGUCCCAGCCAAGCUCAGGACUCCCUCCCCAGGGGAUAGUUCCUCCUCGGAAACCUCAGGAGGGGAAAAGGACUCUCAUCCAGCCCAAGACAGGCACCAAUCCCUUCACACCUGUAUAGAAGGUGGCCCGUGCUUGCCUUGCUUUGAGGGACGGAAGAUCCCCCCGGGGCAUCCUUCCUCUUCACUGCCCGUCCCCCCACGUCCGUCCCCCAUGCUUAUGAGAUUCAGGGAGGACCAGAUACCGUCUUUCCAUGAAAAAUAUUGUGCAUUAACUGGACUUCCAAUGUCGUGUUUCGGUGCUGCUGACAAUGGAGUCGGCACAAGAGUCGAUAACAAUUUAGCAUCUUUUCCCAACAGGUGGACGAGACCGACCGAAGACGAAUUCAACCCAUACCAUUAUCAAUUGUCACUAAAUCUACCUCCAUUUAACGUUCCAACCAUUGAUUCCGACCUGCUGUUUUCCCGUUUCCGGAAACCAAAGAGGAUCCGGACUGCAUUUGCUCCUUCACAACUUCUGCGUCUUGAACACGCUUUCGAGAAAAACCAUUAUGUUGUCGGACAGGAAAGAAAAGAUCUGGCGUCAGACCUCCACCUAACGGAAACACAAGUGAAAGUAUGGUUUCAAAAUCGUAGGACGAAAUUCAAAAGAAUGAAAGCAGAAGAGGAGAUGACUCGAACAUUGACGAAAACAUAUGUGGGUAGUAAUAAAUUAAAUCGUGACUCGCAAAAGGAAGUGUUCCAAAAAUCUACUACAGAGGACAGUUGGUGUGAGGAAUCAGAUGAAACUGACAACGAGUCCGAGCUAGAAGUGUGAUGAUAUCAUCAAAAAAACAUCAGACAGACACUUUACAAUAAUUAACAAAUACAACAAAAUUUGAAAGUAUUUGAAUGCUUUCGGCCAUAAGGCAAUCGCGUUAAAUUAUAGACAAUCAUCAACACAUGUAAUAACUUAAGAUUUAAACAAUGAAGGCCAUAAACAUUCCUUUCAUCUUACACCAUCUUCUGUUAAGGAGGAAGUUCCGUCCAAUGUUUUCAAGGAUAUUAUAUAUUUGUUAGCAGAAGAUAUGUGUAAGAGUUUGAAAUUUUCUUUCACAGUGUUGUGUUCUACACAAUGUACAUAUGACAAUCACCAUUAACAAUAUGCAAAUACUGAAUUUGUAGACGCUAUGUCUUUAUC